Messenger RNA from Insectozyma verbasci, 870 nucleotides. NCBI's taxonomy places the organism in Eukaryota, Fungi, Ascomycota, Pichiomycetes, Serinales, Debaryomycetaceae. The record is from the annotation of a GenBank genome assembly.
AUGAUUCAUCUAAUAUCAACUAUGAUGGUAGCUUCUACAAGAAGUAAAAUAUCGGGAGUAAUGGGGUCAACUUCAUUAGCUUGUUGGAUAGUAUUAUUAAUGCCCCAAUUAAUUGAACAAUGGAGAUUAAAAUCAGUUGAAGGAAUAGCCAUAGGGUUUAUUUCAAUUUGGUUUCUUGGAGAUUUAUUUAAUGCAAUAGGUGCUAUAUGGGCUCAUUUAUUACCGGAAGUUAUAUUUUUAGCUAUUUGGUUUUGUAUAGCUGACUCAUUAAUGAUUUUUAGUUAUUUUUAUUAUACUAAAAUUUAUCAUAAAAAACAUUUACAUCAUCACCAUGGUCAUCAUCAUCAACAUUCACAUGGAGAAAAUGAAGAACAUAGACCAUUAAUUAGAAGAAGAAGCUCAACAUUGACUGACAUUGCAUUAGAACCAGAAUAUCAUUCAAUUUUUGUAAAAUAUAUACUCCCAAUUAUAUUUGUUAUAAGUUGUGGAUUUAUUGGUUAUUUUUUGAAUGGUUCAAAGGAUCAAGUUGAUAAACCUAUUGAUUCACCACAUGACGUAAUAAGUUUUGGACCUCAAGUUAUGGGUUAUUGUUCUGCUAUUUUAUAUCUUGGUGCAAGAAUACCACAGAUUAUUCAAAAUUAUCAAAGAAAAUCAGUUCAUGGAUUAAGUUUAUUAUUCUUUUUAUUUUCAACAUUGGGUAAUUUAACUUAUGCUGGACAAAUUUUAUUUUAUCGAAGUGAUUUAAAAUAUGUUGUAUUAAAUUUAUCUUGGUUAUUGGGUUCAAUUGGGACUAUAGUUGAAGAUGCUAUUAUAUUUAUUCAAUUUUAUAUUUAUAGAGAAAAUUCAGCAACUGAAUCAAUAGAAGACUAA